Messenger RNA from Psilocybe cubensis, 876 nucleotides. RefSeq lists its product as uncharacterized. NCBI's taxonomy places the organism in Eukaryota, Fungi, Basidiomycota, Agaricomycetes, Agaricales, Agrocybaceae. The record is from RefSeq and is a predicted model, not a curated record. Bases 1 to 876 code for a protein of 291 amino acids. Gene Ontology annotation, cellular component: EMC complex. The transcript has 6 exons. Gene Ontology annotation, biological process: protein folding in endoplasmic reticulum. Gene Ontology annotation, molecular function: protein binding.
AUGUCUCUUCAAUCCGCACUCCAGGAACUAUCCUUAUUUCGAAGAAACAACAUCAGAAAAUCCCAAGAGACUUUCAAUAAAGGUCUCGUAGUUCUUAAAGCAGGGGGAACGGCCAAACUUGGAGAGGAAGGAUGGGCGUUUUUGGAGCAGCUAGCUCUGGCUUCCCUUGAUAUAGGAAGAAUUGACAUCGCCGACCAAUGCCUUCUUCAACUCGCAGAAAAGUUCCCCGGCUCACCAAGGGUGGACGUCCUCACAGGAAUUCGAAUGGAAGCCACUGAAUCACCUAGCACAGUACUAAGCUACUACGAUGAAUUGCUGAGAGCUGAUUCAACCAAUGCAGCUGCCUGGAAACGACGGAUAUCAGUGCUUAGACGUAUGAAUAAGGUAGAGAAGGCUGUGGAGGAUCUGAACGAGUACCUUGAUACGUUCUAUACUGAUGUUGAAGGCUGGUUGGAGCUUGCAGAUAUCCACUCGUCUGCUAAUCAAUACACGCAUGCCUUGGAAGCCCUCUCUCACGCCCUUCUGCUGAACCCCCAGAAUCCUUUUACUUUCCUUCAAUUUGCUGAGACGGCGUAUACCGCCGGUGACCUUCCUUUGGCCCUCAAGAUGUUCCUUGUUGUCAUCGACAUGAACGAAGUAGAGGAUGAAGAUACCAUCCCUCUUGGGAUAUCUGUCAGAGCGUGGUGGGGGACGAAGUUGUGCUCUCGUCAACUUGUUUCGUCACAAACAUCCCAUGAAUCGAAUUCUAACACUCCAGUUCCCAAGAACAUCAAAUUGAUUGACGAACUGGCAACCGAACGUGUCUUGACUGCAUAUAGCGGUGAGCACGGUAUCCAAGCUCGUAGUUUGGUCUCGAACUGGAUGUCUGGACGUUGA